UGAUUCUUUUCCUAACCAAACUUCUUGACAGGACGAUCGCGCUUCCGAGCUGCGAUCACCCCACACAGUCAAGACGUUUUCCAAUCUUCUAAACUCCGUCCAUCAUCCGUACGCAGGAGCCCGCUGCUCUGCCUCCCCCGGAAGCGCAGCGGACUCACCCUUUACUCAAUAAAGGGUGUUCAAAUCGCGGAACACAAAUACUACUAUCUAGUAUAGUACGAAAGACCAGCGCAAAAUGGCACCACACGCCGCGUACGGAAACGGACAAUCCAAUGGCAACGGCCACGCCACCACAUCAUCCAACAACAACCUUUUCGCAGUUAGCUCCCCUAACGUAGUGUAUACCGACAACGAAAUCCGGUCCAAGUAUACUUACCGAACCACCAGCGUUACGCAAGAUGCUGCUGGCAAAUAUGUCGCUACUCCUAAGGAGACCGUAUAUGACUUCAAGGUCGACCGCAAGAUUCCUAAAGUUGGUGUGAUGCUCGUAGGUUGGGGUGGAAACAACGGUACCACUGUAACCGCCGGUAUCAUUGCCAAUCGCCGUGGGCUCGUUUGGGAGACUCGCGAGGGCCCCCGUGCCGCCAACUACUACGGCUCCGUUAUCAUGGGAUCUACCAUGAAGCUCGGCACCGACCCCAAUACCAUGAAGGAGAUUAACAUUCCAUUCCACGAUGUCCUUCCCAUGGUUCACCCUAACGACCUUGUAAUUGGCGGUUGGGAUAUCAGCAGCAUGAACCUCGCGGAUGCUAUGGAUCGCGCGGCUGUGCUCGAGCCUACCUUGAAGGCACAAGUCAAGAAGGAGAUGACCCAGAUGGUCCCUCUUCCAAGUAUUUACUAUCCCGACUUCAUCGCCGCCAACCAGGAAGACCGCGCCGAUAACCUCAUCCCUGGAAGCAAGGCUUCUAAUGCCCAUGUUGAAAAGAUUCGCCAGGAUAUUCGCGACUUCAAGCAGCAGAAUGGCCUCGACAAGGUUAUUGUGCAGUGGACCGCUAACACCGAGCGCUACGCCGAUAUUAUCCCCGGCGUCAAUGACACCGCCGACAACUUGCUUCAGGCUAUUGAGCAAGGCCACGAGGAAGUUUCCCCAUCUACCGUUUUCGCAGUUGCCUGUAUCCUAGAGAAGACCCCUUUUAUCAACGGUUCUCCUCAGAAUACUUUCGUCCCGGGUGCCGUUGAACUAGCUGAGAAGCACUCCGCUUUCAUUGGCGGCGAUGACUUUAAGUCCGGACAGACCAAGAUGAAGUCUGCAUUGGUCGACUUCUUGAUCAACGCUGGUAUCAAGUUGACUUCCAUCGCCAGUUACAACCACCUCGGUAACAACGAUGGCAAGAACCUAAGCUCCCAGAAGCAGUUCCGCUCCAAGGAGAUCUCCAAGAGCAACGUCGUUGACGAUAUGGUCGAGGCCAAUACCGUCCUCUACAAGAAGGGCGAGCACCCCGAUCACACCGUCGUCAUUAAGUAUAUGCCGGCCGUUGGAGACAACAAGCGUGCUCUGGACGAGUACUACGCUGAGAUUUUCCUUGGUGGACACCAGACUAUCUCGCUUUUCAACGUGUGCGAGGACUCACUCCUUGCAUCCCCAUUGAUCAUUGACCUCGUGCUUGUAACCGAGAUGAUGACCCGCAUCCAGUGGAAGUUGCAAUCGGCCAGCGAAUUCAAGGGCUUCCACAGCGUCCUUAGCAUCCUAAGCUACAUGCUCAAGGCGCCCUUGACUCCUCCCGGAACACCCGUUGUUAACGCCCUUGCGAAGCAGCGUGGUGCUUUGACCAACAUCUUCCGUGCAUGUGUUGGUUUGGAGCCUGAGUCUGAUAUGACGCUCGAGCACAAGUUGUUCUGAGAAGUUUAUACUCGCUCUACGGCGGAUAUGCUAUAGGAUCCUUGUUAUAAUUAGGACCUAGAUAACGCACUUCUACUUCUAGUCGGUCAUUACUGUCGAUCAAUGGGUUCGAGACUCGCGCGGAGAUAGCUCAACGGUACACUUAUCAUAGGAUCUCAACAUC
Hypoxylon trugodes is the source of this 2003-nucleotide messenger RNA. RefSeq names its product myo-inositol-1-phosphate synthase. Gene Ontology annotation, biological process: phospholipid biosynthetic process; inositol biosynthetic process. The transcript is spliced from 4 exons. NCBI's taxonomy places the organism in Eukaryota, Fungi, Ascomycota, Sordariomycetes, Xylariales, Hypoxylaceae. Gene Ontology annotation, molecular function: inositol-3-phosphate synthase activity. Gene Ontology annotation, cellular component: cytoplasm. The record is from RefSeq and is a predicted model, not a curated record. Bases 236 to 1840 code for a protein of 534 amino acids.